Molecule: messenger RNA, 2275 nt
Organism: Vombatus ursinus (common wombat)
Lineage: Eukaryota; Metazoa; Chordata; Mammalia; Diprotodontia; Vombatidae
Product: kielin/chordin-like protein
Exons: 5
Cellular component (GO): keratin filament
Source: RefSeq, a predicted model, not a curated record
CUCAGUGCAUCAGCACCAUGGUCAACUGCUGUUGUGGUUCCGUCUGCUCUGACCUGAGCUGUGGCCAAGGCCUCUGUCAAGAGACUUGUUGUGGUCAAGACUUCUGUCAAGAGACCUGUUGUGUUCCCAGCUGCUGCUUCCAAACCACCUGCUGCCGCCCCAGUUCCUGUAUGUCCAGCUGCUGCAGAACAACCAGCUGCAGACCAACGUGUUGCCAGUCUGUUUGCUGCCAACCAACCUGCUGCCACCCUUCCUGCUGCCAGUCUAGUUGCUGUCGCCCCACCUGUUGCCAAAUCACUUGUUGCCGCACAACUUGCUGCCGUCCCAGCUGCUCUGUGGCUAGCUGCUGCCAGCCCUGCUGCCGCCCCGCCUGUUGUCGUCCAGCCUGCUGCCAGACCACGUGCUGCAGCCCCAGUUGCUGUCGCCCAACCUGCUGCCGCCCAACCUGCUGUCAGACCACUUGCUGUAGAACUACCUGCUUCCACCCAGCCUGUUCAGCAAGAGGACCCACAGCAGCUGGGGUGGCAGCAGGGCUGGCAGCAGCUGGACACACAGCAAAUGGGGUGGCAGCAGGGCUGGCAGCAGCUGGGGUGGCAGCAGGUUGGUUGGCAGCAAGCAGACGGGCAGCACCUUGGUCUGCAACAACUUGGCUGGCAGCAGCUGGACCCACAGCAGCUGGGGCGGCAGCAGGUGGACACAAUGCAGGUGGGUCUGUAACAGUUGGUCCUGCAGCAGGUGCUCUGGUAGCAGGGAGGCCGGAAGCAGCAGCCAAUCCGGCAGCAGCAGGGGGCACAGCAGCCAGAGCCACAGCUCUGUCCAGAGCAGGUGGAGCCACAACAGGAGCUGACCAUGGUGUUCAUGGGCCUGCAGCAAGUAGGCUGGCAACAUUUGGACCCACAGCAGCUGGGGUGGCAGCAGCUGGACCCACAGCAGCUGGGGCGGCAGCAGCUGAGGAGGCAGCAGCUGGACCCAUAGCAGUUGGGGCGGCAGCAGGGCUGGUAGCAGCUGGGGGCACAGCAGCCAGAGCCACAGCUCAGGUCACAGCAGGUGAAGCCACAACAGGAGCUGACCAUGGUGUUGAAUUCAAGUACCUCACUCAACUUGAAAGAAACCCAGAAGCUCAACCCACCAGCACCAUGGUCAAUUCCUGCUGUGGCUCCACCUGCUCUGGCCAGAGCUGUGGCUCCGGCUACUGCCGCCCCAGCUGCUGCCAGCCCUGCUGCCGCCCCAGCUUCUGUAUUACUAGCUGUUGCCAGCCCUGCUGCCGCCCAACCUGCUAUGCGUCCAGCUGCUGCCGCCCAACCUGCUGUGGGUCCAGCUGCUGCCGCCCCAGCUGCUGUAUUUCUAGCUGCUGCCGCCCCAGCUUCUGUCGCCCCAGAAGCUAUGUGUCCAGCUGCUGCCGGCCCUGCUGCCGUCCCACCUGCUGCCAGACCACCUGCUGCAGAACCACCUGCUGCCGCCCCAGCUGCUGUGUGUCCAGCUGCUGCCAGCCCUGCUGCCUCCCCACGUGCUGCCAGACCACCUGCUGCUGAGAAUCCGGACUUCCCAGUUGCUGCCAGCCCAGCUGCUGCCAGCCCAGCUGUGGCCAGUCCAGCUGCUGCCAGCCCUGUUGCCCACCCAGGUGCUGCCUGCCAGUCUCUUUCCAAACCACUGUGUGUCGCCCAGUGAGCUGCGUGCCCAGGUGCAAUCGCCCUAUCUGUGACACCUGCUGCCGCCCUCCCUGCUGUGACCCCUGCAGUGUGCAGCAGGGCUGUUGCCGCCCCAUCUCCUGCUGCCCCACCUCCUGCACAGCUGUGGUCUGUAGACCCUGCUGCUGGGCUUCCACCUGCUGCCAACCCAUUUCUGUGCAGUCUCCCUGCUGCCGACCCCCCUGCUGCCAGCCAGCCCCCUGCCGCACCACCUGCCACUCCACCUGCUGCCCCACCUCCUGCUGAGUAUCUAUGCCUCCUUUGAGUCAACCAAGUCAGAAUGAAAAUAUUGUCUCGUGAGCUGCUAAUGUUCAUCAUUACAUUCUUCUAGUCAGGGAGUACCCAGCUUACCCAGUCCUUUUCUGUGCAUCAAAUGACAAAUUCUCAGUUCUCCAUGCACAAGGACUUGCAAUCAAUUUCUAGCAGCAAAUGGCUCAUUGGGAAUGACCUAGAUGGACUUUCCAAGUUCAUCCCAACAGGUUCUGACCUUCCUACAUUCUCAUUGGCAUUCUGAGUCUCAACAAAUCUAUUAUUUUCCAUAAGGGGUCUUCUGUAUAGUGCUGCUCAUUUGUUUUCAAUAAACAUUU